Ectocarpus siliculosus is the source of this 2169-nucleotide messenger RNA. NCBI's taxonomy places the organism in Eukaryota, Phaeophyceae, Ectocarpales, Ectocarpaceae. The record is from the annotation of a GenBank genome assembly.
AUGGACGACACCGUUUUCAUCAAUGAGGCGGUCGGGAAGCCUCCUGAGGUGUACAACGACGCCGACAACAGCGACGAGAGUAUCAUCGACGUGGGUGAGGAGGCCGACAUGGGGGGGGGAAAGGACUGGAUGGCGGCGGCGAGCCCCACGCCGAGGACGCCUAACGCCGCCAGCAUUGGCGAAGUCUUUGCGAUGACCCCCAUGGCUGCCGGCCAUGAAGAGCCCAUGCAAGACUUUGUCGGAGAGGGUGGAACAGCAGCAGUGGAGCAAGAACACUCGGAGGAAAGCUUCGGUAGCUUCUCAGGCGAGUCAUCCUCCGGGGCGGACACGGGGGCUUUGCACCGGUAUGGGGUCUACGAUCUCGCGGGGGGGGAAGCUGCUGCAGCAACAGGGACCAACGAGUACGCGUCCUCGCGAGGCAGCGGCGGCGACGCCGCGACGCCCGGGGUGUUUCGGUCUGCCAGGAGCAUCUUGACCUGGAAGGAGGACGAUGAGCAGGAGGAAGGGGACGCAGAACGGGAGGCGGAGGAGGUACAAGCUCUAGUCGCCGAGGCGUUGGCGCUUGUUCAGGAAGCGAAUGCGGAUGAUUGAGGCUUCGUCGGUGGGGAGGGGGGAGGGGCGACGAAGUAGAGGAGUUGAGGUUGGGGAAUGGCGAUCAGACACCGUAGCAGCAUAUUUUUUUGUUUAUUUUAACGUUUUUUCGAGAGAACCUGGGUGUGACCAUUUCAUGUGCUGCUGCAUGCGCUUGGGCAUAGUCGUAUGUUCGUGGCUUGGAGCAGCGGCGCAGCACACAGAGAGCGCGUGUCGUCACGAGAGCAGCAUGUCCACGUAGGGUGGGGAUACGGGGGUGUCGGCGACACAACGUCUGCGGGGAGUACCUACCAAAGGCGGCGUCUCGCGCCCCCGCCGUACCUUUGUUUUGUUGGAGGUUCAUUGAAUGAAUGCACUUGCUUGGCUCUGGCGACUGCUGCCGUGGGUUCCGUAUUGGUAGCCUUGCGCUCUCUGCAGCUUACCGGUACCUGUUAUUCUUGAAAUAACGAAAGAGCCACCUGGGUGGAUCGGCUGGAAGCGAGGGUCGCCUCAGUCGUUUCCGAGAGCGAAGGAUUAGGUCCUUGUAUGCAUUAUUUAUAUACGAUGGGCCGAUUCGGACGGUGGCGUGCCGAACUGAGCCAGUUUUGGCUUUGACGUUGUCAAUUCUUCUGUCUUCAGCACACCAAUAUGGCGUGCGUUUAGUAGGUUGCGUUGGAAUUUUGCGACAUUUUCUGGUCCCUUUUGCCUGGACCGAUUGUUUUCGGGCGAUUUUUCUAUUCUUGGAAGAGAACGCAGUUGUAUUCCUGGUACGUUGUUGUGUGUAUACUAAUAUGUAUUCAAGUUCAAGUUCAAGCAACAUAUGUACCUCCCUGUUGGUGCGGUUAGAGGCCGAGUGCAUCCUAGGAUACGUCGCAUGGAUGGUGUUCUCGUGCCGCCGCUUUCUGUUCGAUUUGAGUCGCUGGCGUGUUUCAAAGCUGCGUCUUCGAAUACACGUCUUGUCGCUAGCGCUAGGGCUUUACACGUACGUAUCCAUGUUCACUCCUCCUUUUAAACGUAUGCACCGCCCUUAGUUUAUACAUGUGCCAUUGGGAGAGUGCUCCGAGCAGCUUGUCGGAGGCUUGUCAAUGUGUGACAUGUGCUUCCAUUUGUAGGAAAGUACGGUUAGUUUUGAAGUAGGGGUGACGGCAGUUCUCCGUCAACUACAGGCGUCGUCGAGUCACAUGCGGACAACCAAGCGAAUAGAGCACGCAAUUUGGAAUUGUUGCUAUCGAUGGCGUUAUUUUUGGUAGUAUUUCUGGAUGUUGUGUGUUUGUCUGAGUUCUUGACGGCGAACGACGCCUGGAAUGAAUGUAGCCUAAAACGAUCCGUAAGUGAUCGUGUUAGGGGCGGUGAUUGCAUGUGUUGGCUUUUUCUUACAACAGCAUGCAUGCAUGCAUACUGUUCAACCGCGAGACGGAUGGUAGGGAAUGAAUGUACGCACGCACAUGGCAGGCUUCUUUUGAGGCACGUCUUCUUCUUCUCUCGUUGUGCACGAAGCGUGCGAGAAUGGUUUGUUUUGAAAUGCGACGCGCAUUCACGCCCAACCAUGCCCGUACGGGUUUGAAUCGUUUUGAACGUAUGAAAGGUUGGUUCUGGUUU